AUGAGAGGGCCAGCAAAAUGUGAUCAAUCAAUGGAGACGAAGUAUUUGUCCAAUUGUUUGCAAGGCUGGCUGUACGAUCUCCGAGAUUGGCGCUUCUUUGUUCUGCCGGUGGAGAUUCAGUGUAUCACUGCAAAUUCCUUACACCGGCAGUGUAUCAUAGCAAGUUCCUUACAGUAGCAAAUUCUGUGUUUUUUGUAUUUUUGUCGAUGCAAGCCUGUUCUUCGACUAUAAAAGGAACAGAUAUUUCUUUUGUUGUCAAGUCUAAUCCUUUUUUGAUGCAUUGCAGAUUGCUAUCAAACUCUCAAAAAGGAAAAUCAGCUUUAUUUUAAUUUGGCAAAGCUUGGAGGAUAUUUUUACAGCAUGAAGAUAAGAGGAUGGGAAGGGAUGAUCUUCAUGAGCCUCAGUGGUACUAUCAUAUUAUCAUAACUGCUGCAAAGUUCAUAUAAUGAUCCCUGUUUCAGACUCAGAUCAAAGGAACAAGCUGAUCAAUACAUUUCAGCCAUGGAAUACUGCGUCAAGAAAAACAAUCGAGUUGAGCAUACUGCGAUGUUUUGACAGGAGAUUCCGUUAGCUUUCAGACAAAGUAAUCCAGUAGAUAGGUCAACAGAUUUUCAAGGAACAACAAGCCUUCAAUGAACUCAGCCGUAACAAUUCUCUCAACACAUGCUCCACAGCACGACGCCGACGAGCAUCCGGAGAAAUCAUCUGCGUACAUCCUAAAGAUUGGUGAUGGAGAUGCUACCCAGUGCAUGUGUGGAUUCAUAGCCAUGGACAUUCCUCCUCCCUGUGGACCUAUCCGGAUCCUGGGUGAUAUAUUCAUGGGAGACUACCAUGCUGUAUUCGACUAUGGCAACAUGAAGGUUGGGUUCGCGAAGGCGGCAUAGGGUCCCCCAUGGUGGAUGGAUGAGCCGCAAAGCUGCCUAAUCUUCAGGUCGGUUUCGUCUUCGUCAAAGCAUGUAUGUGCAUAUGUUACAUGCUUAAUAAUAAUUAUGUGAUCUGGGAUAAUAAACAUGUCUGUUAUGAUUUGUCCAAUAUAAUGAAGCAGGCUUUCAUACUCAUUAUUUGCACAUAAGCAUGUUUCUCCUGAAUCCCAACUGAAAAACGUGUCUACAACGUGUUUUUGUUCAUAUCUGCUUAUUCACCUAAAAUCAUAUUUGGGGUAUCUCAGAAGACUCAAAUUAGAUCGGUGUAUUGAAACUGAAGGAUGGUCGAUUUGG
This is a messenger RNA of Triticum dicoccoides, 1217 nucleotides long. RefSeq names its product phytepsin-like. The record is from RefSeq and is a predicted model, not a curated record. Gene Ontology annotation, molecular function: aspartic-type endopeptidase activity. Lineage: Eukaryota; Viridiplantae; Streptophyta; Magnoliopsida; Poales; Poaceae. Bases 633 to 884 code for a protein of 83 amino acids. The transcript has 7 exons. Gene Ontology annotation, biological process: proteolysis.